Messenger RNA from Frieseomelitta varia, 863 nucleotides. RefSeq names its product dihydropteridine reductase (gene Dhpr). NCBI's taxonomy places the organism in Eukaryota, Metazoa, Arthropoda, Insecta, Hymenoptera, Apidae. The coding region runs from base 96 to 809 and encodes 237 amino acids. Gene Ontology annotation, biological process: tetrahydrobiopterin biosynthetic process; L-phenylalanine catabolic process. The record is from RefSeq and is a predicted model, not a curated record. Gene Ontology annotation, molecular function: 6,7-dihydropteridine reductase activity; NADH binding; NADPH binding. The transcript has 4 exons. Gene Ontology annotation, cellular component: cytoplasm.
UCCCGAAAGAUUCUCGUACAACUUCGUACUCUUCCGUAUAUAAUCGCAAUCCCCGAAACAUACAUAUUUCGUGAAGUUGUUUCUUUUAUUGAACAAUGGAUACAAUAGUUGGACGCGUUUUUGUAUAUGGUGGCAAAGGUGCUUUAGGUUCGACUUGUGUCUCAAAAUUCAAGUCGAGAAACUGGUGGGUUGGAUGUAUUGAUAUGAAGGUAAAUGACCAAGCUGAUGCAAAUGUGAUUGUAAAAGCAGAUAGCAACUGGCAAGAACAGGAAGCUGAUAUAUUGCAACAAGUUACAAAUAUCUUAAAAGGAAAUAAAAUAGAUGCAAUUAUUUGUGUUGCUGGUGGAUGGGCUGGUGGAAAUGCAAGUAGUAAGGAAUUUGUAAAGAACAGUGAUCUUAUGUGGAAGCAAAGUGUAUGGAGUUCAACUAUUGCUGCUAGUAUUGCUGCUCAACACUUGAAAGAAGGAGGAUUUUUAUCAUUAACUGGUGCUAAAGCAGCUUUAGCAGAAACACCAGGAAUGAUAGGAUAUGGAAUGGCUAAAGCUGCUGUUCAUCAACUUACUAAAUCUUUAGCAGCUAAAGACAGUGGUCUUCCAAAAGAUUCUUUAGUUGCUUCUAUUUUGCCUAUUACUUUAGACACACCUAUGAAUAGAAAAUGGAUGCCAAAAGCUGAUACAUCCAAAUGGACUCCACUUGAAUUUGUUGCAGAUCUCUUCUGGAAAUGGUCACAAAAUCAAGAACGUCCAGUUAAUGGGAGUCUCUUACAAUUGAUUACUGAAAACAACAAAACAGAAUUAAUUGCAGCUUGAAAAUAAAAAAACUAUAUUUGUUAAACCAGAAACAUUUAGAUGCUUCCAUGACAA